GGCCUCCCUAAAAAACGAUUCUGUGGUUCUCCGGUGGAUAAGCUCGUCGUGAAAGCCGUUAAAAUGCUCCACUGAAUUCCAACUUUAAUAGUUCAGAAAAGCAACAGAGGAGAAAGGAGACUGGAUUCCGAUGGCGGCAACUACACUCUCCGUCUCCUCAGCUUCGAUUUCUACUUCAAAAACGCCUUGCCUUCCCAGUUCCACCACCGUUGCUUAUUUCAAACCCAAUACCACAAGUUUAUCCACUUCCAUUGUGGGCAAACGGAUACGUUUGUAUCGAUCUUCGAGAACCAGGCCAAUCGGCGCUAAGAAUGCUUCUAUUGGGAUCAAUUGCCAGGCUUCUUCCUCUGUUCUUCCGUCUGCCCUUCUUUUCGAUUGCGAUGGGGUUCUCGUCGAUACUGAAAAGGAUGGCCAUCGGAUUUCCUUCAAUGAGACUUUUCAAGAGAAAGAAUUGGGCGUUACCUGGGAUGUAGAUUUGUAUGGUGAAUUACUCAAAAUUGGAGGUGGAAAAGAAAGGAUGACAGCGUACUUCAAUAAAGUUGGAUGGCCUGAAAAGGCUCCAAAGAGUGAAGAUGAAAGAAAGACAUUCAUAGCUGGACUUCACAAGCGAAAGACAGAUCUGUUCAUGGCUCUUAUUGAGAAGCAAUUGCUACCCCUUCGACCUGGUGUUGCAAAGUUAAUAGAUCAGGCAUUAGGAAACGGAGUGAAAGUAGCUGUUUGUAGCACUUCUAAUGAGAAGGCGGUCUCUGCGAUAGUAUCAUUUUUACUGGGACCUCAACGAGCUGAGCAGAUCAAGAUAUUUGCGGGAGACGUAGUGCCUCGAAAGAAGCCUGACCCAGCUAUCUAUAUUUUAGCAGCCAACACCCUGGGCGUCGAUCCUUCUAGUUGUGUUGUGGUGGAGGAUAGUGCCAUUGGCCUUGCUGCUGCCAAAUCGGCUGGAAUGAAGUGCAUAGUGACAAAGAGUGGGUACACGGCCGAGGAAGACUUUGUAAAUGCAGAUGCAGUGUUUGACUGCAUUGGAGAUCCCCCAGAAGAGCGUUUUGAUUUGGCAUUCUGUGGAAGCCUUCUUGAGAAGCAGUAUGUUAGCUAAGACCAUGGAAGCACCGAACCAGUUCAUAGUUUUCACUCGCUGAAGACUGAAAGCUGCGCUCUGAGUGUUUGUGGAGAGAUGCUAAUCGUUGCUUCUUGGCUUAGGUCUUCGUAUUAAUCUUAUGUAUGCCAAUUUGUUGAUAUAUCCUUGUUUUCCCCUCGUUAAUCAGGACAGAAGUGAUUUCAUUACAUUCGAAUUCUCGUGCUCAACAUGUUCCUGCUCUUCUGCUUUCUAUCCUCAGUAUACAUACAGUUCGUAUGAUCUUCAAUCCUCA
Cucurbita maxima (winter squash) is the source of this 1364-nucleotide messenger RNA. Its product is annotated as CBBY-like protein. Gene Ontology annotation, molecular function: hydrolase activity. The coding region runs from base 131 to 1090 and encodes 319 amino acids. The record is from RefSeq and is a predicted model, not a curated record. The transcript has 8 exons. Lineage: Eukaryota; Viridiplantae; Streptophyta; Magnoliopsida; Cucurbitales; Cucurbitaceae.